This is a messenger RNA of Urocitellus parryii (Arctic ground squirrel), 561 nucleotides long. It is a transcript of the gene Clec19a, whose product is annotated as C-type lectin domain containing 19A. Lineage: Eukaryota; Metazoa; Chordata; Mammalia; Rodentia; Sciuridae. The record is from RefSeq and is a predicted model, not a curated record.
AUGCAGAGGUGGGGGCUGUGGGCCGCUGCCUCCCUGAGCCUCGUCUGUGCCCAGGCCUUUCCACAGACAGACGUCAACAUCAGCCCAGCCCUGCCAGAGCUGCCUCAGACGUCCCUGUGUCCUCUGUUCUGGAUGGAGUUCAAAGGCCACUGCUAUCGAUUCUUUCCUCUCAAUAAGACCUGGGCCGAGGCUGACCUCCACUGUUCCGAGUUCUCCAUCGGCAGGAAAUCCGCCAAACUGGCCUCCAUCCAUAGCUGGGAGGAGAACGUCUUUGUGUACGACCUGGCCAACAGCUGUGUGCCCGGCAUCCCCACGGACAUCUGGACGGGCCUCCACGAUCAUCGACAGGAAGGGCAGUUUGAGUGGACGGACAACUCCUCCUACGACUACAGCUACUGGGACGGCAGCCAGCCGGAUGACGGGGUCCACGCGCGGCCGGAGGAGGAGGACUGUGUGCAGAUGUGGUACCGGCCGGCCAGCGCUCUGAGGUCAUGGAAUGAUAACGCCUGCAGCCGGAAGUUCCCUUUUGUSUGCAAGAUCCCACCUCUGAGCGUUAACUGA